AUGAUCGCUGGCGGAAUCUUUGCUCAGCUUGCCGUCGUCCUCUGGACUACGUCAUUCUGCCUGGCUCAUCCUGUGGGCACGUUGCCAGCUUGGUCGAAGUCGCAGGGCCUCGUCCAUUCCCGAGGCUUGGAACAGAAGGACAGCGUUCGCGCCACUCUCAAUGCGCGCGCAGAUAAUGGAGAGCCAAGUCAGCCAGUGGCUAAGCCGAGAGGAAGCCCAGCUCAAGUGACCUGGCAUGCGCCAACGCUUGAAGGGAUCACCAACCCGGAUGCGCGCGAGGUCAUAAACAACAAAGUCAGAAAGUGGAGUGCAGAAAGAACCCGCAUCAGCGGCGUUCACAUCAAGAGUAUCGAGCCUACUGGAGGUAGCAGUGGUCACUUUUACGAGGCUUUGGUGGAUGUGUACGAUUUGAACUGGAACAACCUUGGAAAUCACGCCAUUCGUUUCAAGACGUCGGUUCCUCUGCACUUGUAA
Molecule: messenger RNA, 474 nt
Organism: Ceraceosorus guamensis
Lineage: Eukaryota; Fungi; Basidiomycota; Exobasidiomycetes; Ceraceosorales; Ceraceosoraceae
Exons: 2
Coding region: 1-474 (157 amino acids)
Source: RefSeq, a predicted model, not a curated record